AUUAUACCUAUUUCUAAUUAAGCUAAACAUCAGUAGCUAUAUAUAUUUUGUAGUUUUUGAAAACACACAUUAUAAUGCGUUCGUCAAGGUCUUCAUCUCAAAGCAGCACUGCUGAAAUGGUUAGUCCAAAGGCCAAUGAGUUAAAUGAAGACGAAAAGAAAUAUCGUCCUCGACUCACAUUCUAUGCUGCGUGGACAGCUUCGUUCGUAUCACUGGUGGGUUUGUGGCAAUAUGGUUUUUCAAUCGGUUCAAUUAACGCAGCAUAUGGUCCCGUAACAGAUGCGAUUCGCCAGCAGUAUGAGGGUCGUUUUAACAUGACUAUUCCAUCAUCAUUUGUUGAUGCUAUAUGGGUUACGUCAUCGGCUGCUUAUCCGAUUGGAGGAAUAAUAGGAUGUCUCUUCGUUGGACCUAUCGUACGAAAAUUUGGAAGAUUGAGAGGACUUUUACUGGGACACGUCAUCACCGUGUUCUUUUCCAUUCUCUUGGGCCUUGUGGGUGUUUUGAAUUCUCCUGAACUUUUAAUAUUGAGCAGAGUAGGAAUUGGUUUUACAAGUGGCGCCAUCGGCACAGGUAUAUCUGUAAUGUACGUUAUUGAAAUUAGUCCUCAACAUCUAAGAGGUGCUUUUGGAUCUCUGAUAUCUGUUGGAAUAAACUUCGGCCUAAUCGGAGGAAAUGUACUUGGAUUACCACAGGCACUUGGAAAUUCCAGAUUUUGGCCAUUGUUGUGCUCAAUAACAGGAUUGCCUUCAGUAAUUUUCAUUCUUCUCUACAAGACGCUGCCGGAAAGCCCAAGAAAAGUCUUCAUGGAAGACAGAAAUGAAGAAAAGGCCAUACAAAUAUUAAGACGCUUGAAUGGAGUUCAAGACGUCAGUCGUGAUCUUAUACAAAUGAAUCAGGAGAGAAACAGUUUGGAAACGAGUCAACAGAUGACUGUGAAACAGCUGAUUUCUUCCGCUGCUUUACGUUCAUCAGUCAUAGCAGCUUUGGUGAUAUCAUCUGCUCAACAAGUAACUGGGUUGAAUGGAGUAUCCUUCAACAUGAAUAAUAUAUAUUUACAAGCUGGAAUUCAACAGAGUUAUGUUCAUUAUUGCAGCAUAGGCGUCACAAUCUUGAUUCUAUUUUUCCAAUUAUUUUCGGUUGGGUUGACGGAGAAAUAUGGACGAAAGAUACUACUAACGUCUGGAUAUGCCAUUGAAGGAAUGAGUCUUAUACUUUUAACAGUGUCAAUUGAACUAAGACAGCAUUCGAAUGCAUUCUCCUUCGUUGCCGUUGGUGCCUCAUUAGGUUUUUGGGUUGGAUUUGGCCUUGGACCGGGCCCAGCCACACUACUAGUUGUCGCCGAGUUUUUUGAACAAACGUCACGAUCAGCAGCAGUGACAGUUUCAACGAUAGUUUUAUGGAUCGGAUUUGUCCUAACUGUAGUUGUGACACCAUACAUGAUGGCUGCAAUGGGUGGAUACACGUUUCUUCCGUAUGGCAUAGUGGCUUUACUUUCUGUGGCUUUUAUUUAUUAUAAAGUCCCCGAAACAAAGAACAGAUCCUUCAGUGAGAUACAGAGGAGCUUCGGGAAAAAGAUGGAAGUAAUAACGGAAGUAACCGACGAAAGCUCGAUUUGAUAUUACAUAAGAUGCAAUUGAGGCAACAUAGUCUUAUGUAGAGCAGUCUGCUUUCUACCAAGCACCCUCAUGAGUUGAAUUUGGUUACAGUUAAAAUACGAAAUACGGCGUGAUUUUAUUGUUUAUAUACCAUGUAAAAGACAUAAUAUUAUAAAUUUCGAAUAUUAUCUAUUGUGUUUAUUUUUCUUUGUGUCGUGACAAUGAAAUAAAUAACGUAACAA
Styela clava is the source of this 1837-nucleotide messenger RNA. Its product is annotated as solute carrier family 2, facilitated glucose transporter member 3-like. Gene Ontology annotation, molecular function: D-glucose transmembrane transporter activity. Gene Ontology annotation, biological process: dehydroascorbic acid transport. The record is from RefSeq and is a predicted model, not a curated record. NCBI's taxonomy places the organism in Eukaryota, Metazoa, Chordata, Ascidiacea, Stolidobranchia, Styelidae. Gene Ontology annotation, cellular component: plasma membrane.